Molecule: messenger RNA, 4731 nt
Organism: Zophobas morio
Lineage: Eukaryota; Metazoa; Arthropoda; Insecta; Coleoptera; Tenebrionidae
Exons: 4
Coding region: 1-4731 (1576 amino acids)
Biological process (GO): DNA integration
Molecular function (GO): nucleic acid binding
Source: RefSeq, a predicted model, not a curated record
AUGCCAAAUACGGUUAAAAGUUUAAAAAGCAAACGAGCAGGUGUAAAACAACGUCUUACGCGAUUUCAAACAUUCAUCACUAAUCCUAGAAAUGUUGAUCAAAAACUAGAAAUUAGUAGGCGAUUAAAGGAUGUCGAACCGUGUAUGCGUGAAUAUGAAGAUUAUCAUUUUCAAAUUGCAGAAUUAGACCCUUCUCAGGUGCGGGACACGGAUUUGAUUGCGUUUGAAAACGAUUAUUACAAAAUUAUUACCGACGCCGAAAAACUUUUAGAAAAAACCGAUGAAGCGGUUAGUUUGCCGGACGGUGAAAAUUGCAAUGUCAAACUACCAGACAUAAAUUUACCUUCAUUCAGUGGGUCAUUUGUGGAUUGGGUAGGAUUUCGUGACUCGUUCAAAUCGCUAAUCCAUAACAAUAAAUUAUUAAAUGAAAUCCAAAAAUUUCACUACCUUAAAAGUAGCUUAAAAGACGAAGCAUUGCAAACCAUAGAUCAUUUAACUCCGUCAAUUGCCAGUUACAAAACAGCUUGGAGUCUAUUGGAAGACAGAUUUGACAACAACCGUCUAAUCGUACAACAUCAUGUUCGUGCCAUUUUUUCGUUAGCACAUGUAACGAAAGAUUCAAAAUCAUUGAGGCAAAUGAUUCAAACCACAACAACACAUCUGAAGGUGUUAGAAUCGCUUCAAAGACCAGUCAAACAAUGGGACGAUUUAUUAAUACAUAUAAUUUCGUCAAAACUAGAUCAUAAUACGCUUAUUGCAUGGGAAUCUUCACUUGGUCAUGAAAUUCCUACUUAUGAACAAUUAGAGAAAUUUGUCGUUCAACGUUGUCAAACCUUAGAAUCUCUUGAAUCGGUAUCAAUUUCUACCAAUAAUAAGUUUAAUACAAAUGUGAACCAAAGUGCAAAACCUAUUCAGAAAGGUUACAUGACACGACCUGCAACUCAUGUCUCCACAAGUUCAAUACAAUGUAGUAUUUGCAAUCAAAAUCAUCAAUUAUUUCGUUGUAAAAACUUUUUAGAAAUGACAGUCGCACAACGUAUCAAUGAAAUUAAAAAACAUAAACUAUGCCAGAAUUGUUUUAAAGCUAAUCAUAAAGCAGACACUUGUACCCACAGUCAGUGUCGUAAGUGUAAUAGAAAACACAACACGUUACUCCAUAUUGAAAAUACUCCGGAAAAUGUUGAAAGCUUAACGCCCAUUAGUAGUCAUUGUGUGUCUCUGAUUUCUCAAACUGUCAUUCUCUCCACAGCAUUAAUAAAAGUUUUUGAUAAAAACGGUAAAGAGCAUCAGUUAAGGGCAUUGCUUGAUAGCGCAUCAACUUCUCACUUUAUUAGCGAAAACGCAGCGCGAAAGUUAGGUCUACAAACAAACAACAUUACGUUACCUGUGGUCGGAAUUGGAAAUAAUUCAACAAAAAUUAGGAAAUCUACUUCUCUUAAAAUACAUUCCAACUAUAACCGAUUCAGUGACACUUUAUCGUGCCUAAUAAUUUCACGAAUAACAUCAGACUUGCCUGCCAUUACAUUCGAUAAAACUGCUCUCAGUGUUCCAAAAAACAUUAAAUUAGCAGACCCCCAGUUCAAUGUUUCAUCUGAGAUUGAUAUAUUAAUCGGUGCAUCUCUAUUCUGGAAAUUAUUAUGCAUAGGGCAAAUCCAAAAUUCUGACAAGGGACCAGUUUUUCAAAAAACUUACUUGGGGUGGGUAAUCUCGGGAAAUAUUCCAGUAACCCAACCACCCACAUCCGUUUGCAAUUUCUCAGUCGCUGCUUUUGACGAAUUUGAUAACAGGGAGAAUAAAUGUUUAUUGCAAGAGCAUGUUGAAUGUGAACGAUUAUUUAAACAAUCAGUAACUAGAAAUUCAAGUGGUUUGUUUGUCGUAAAAUUACCAUUUAAAAGCGAUCCACCUUCAGUGGGCUUCACAAAACACGCUGCAAUAAGUCGUUUAAAAAGUAUAGAGCGCAAAUUCUUGAGAGAUCCCCAACUUAAAUCCGAUUACACUGCAUUUAUGCGAGAAUAUUUAGAAAUGGGUCACAUGCAAAAAUUAAAGGAAGAUGAUGAUGGAACACAGGUUUGUUGUUACAUUCCACACCAUCAUGUUGUGAAACCAGACUCCGAAACCUCAAAAAUACGAAUUGUAUUUGACGCAUCAGUCAAAUCCUCAAACGGGAAAUCGCUAAAUGACAACUUAUAUGUGGCAGAAUCAUUACAACAAGAGUUAUUUUCAAUUUUAGUUAGGUUUAGAGUUCAUCAAUUUAUCUUGAGUGCAGAUUGCGCUAAAAUGUACAGAAUGAUCUUGGUUGAUCCGGAACACUGCAAAAGAUUUCAAAGAAUUUUGUGGAGAUUUAAUUCAACAGAAAAAAUUCAAACAUAUCAGCUUAAUACGGUUACUUACGGAUUUGCAUCUUCACCAUUUUUAGCUAUACGAUGUUUGCAAGAAUUAGCUAAAACGGAAGCCGUUAAUUUUCCAGACUCGUAUAAAAUCAUUUUAAGAGACUUUUAUGUUGACGAUUUAUUAACUGGUUGUGACUCUAUGGAGAGUGCAUACAAAAUUCGCGACGAAGUAACUGAAAUUCUCAGAAAAGGUGGAUUUGAAUUACGAAAAUGGUCGUCAAACAUUAAAGAACUACUUCCAAAAAACUGCACACAGUCAAAAACAGUACACCUUAUUUCUCAACCAGAGAAAAAAACGUUAGGUUUGUGUUGGAACAGCGAAUCGGACACAAUUAAAUUUAUUCCCAGUGAUAUUCCGUUCAGUAACAAAGCAACAAAACGCACAAUACUUAGCACUUUAGCGCAUGUUUACGAUCCAGUGGGUAUAAUUUCUCCCACCAUAGUCACCGUAAAGAUUCUUUUACAGAAAUUGUGGUCUUUAAAGUUAAACUGGGAUGAAUCUAUUCCCGAAAAUUUAUAUACAAUGUGGGCAAAAUUCUUACAAGAAUUUAAAAUGAUGGAACAAAUUACCAUACCUAGAAAAACAAUACCUCAACAUCCCACCACAGUUCAAAUUCACGGCUUUAGUGACGCCAGUCAAUCUUCAUACGGUGCAUGUGUCUAUGUUCGGUGUAAGAAUGAAAACGAAACAUAUACAUCACAUCUACUUUGUUCGAAACAUCGGGUAGCGCCUUUACGUGCCACAACAAUACCGAAACUGGAAUUGUGUGCUGCAGUUUUAUUGGCAGAAUUAAUGAACAAAUUACGAACAGUUUUAGAUAUUAACGUUGAAAAAUAUUUCUAUUGGACGGACUCGGAAGUUGUUUUAGCAUGGCUUAAGACUGAUCCAGCUAAACUUAAAAUUUAUGUCGCGAACAGAGUAACUAAAAUACAAGAAUUAAGCAAAAUUACAGAUUGGUCGUAUGUCAAGUCCAAACAAAACCCAGCUGAUAUUUUAUCACGCGGUAUGGCGGUCAAACAGCUGCAGAAAUCGUUUCUAUGGUGGCAUGGACCAGAGUUUUUAUUACAACCUGCUAGUAAAUGGCCAUACAAAAAUAUCAUUCAAGACGAAAAUUUGCCAGAAAUAAAGCCUUCGAAAUACAAAAACAACGAUUCAACUUCUGAUUCCUCGCGUAAAGCGCCCAGUAGUUUAACUUUAUCCCGUAACGAACUCAAUAAUGCACACGACAUUAUAAUCAAAAUAAGUCAGCGAGAAUCGUUUCAUAAUGAUAUUGAAUCUUUGAAAAAAGACCAAAAAGGACUAUUGAGGGUAGGAGGAAGAUUGAGACAUGCACCCAUUCAAGCUAAACCUAAGUCUUACCAACAACUUAUGGGACAUUUGCCUGAGUCACGGGUCCGACCAUCAAGACCAUUUCAGUACUCAAGUAUCGAUUAUGCAGGCCCAAUAUUAUUAAAGAAUGGUCGUGGUAGAACCACUAAAAGAAUUAAGGGUUACAUUGCAAUUUUUGUUUGUUUCGCAACUAAGGCCACUCAUAUUGAAUUGGUGUGUGAUUGCACCACCGAAUCGUUUCUAAACGCACUUAAGAGAUUCGUCGCGCGCCGGGGGAAGGUUGACACAAUUUACUCGGAUAAUGCUAAAAAUUUUGUAGGAGCUGACCGAGAAUUAAAAUCGCUGUACAAUUUAUUACAAUCACCAAAUUUUCAGAAAAAGGUAAUAGAUCAUUUAAUAAACCAACAAAUUUGUUGGAAAUUUAUGCCACCACGAGCUCCACAUUUUGGCGGUUUACACGAAGCCGCGGUCAAAUCGGCCAAAAACCAUUUACGAAGGGUGGUAAAAAAUGCCGUACUUGAUUUUGAAAGCAUGUACACCCUGUUAACGAUGGUGGAAGCUUGCAUGAAUUCCAGACCCUUGUCUCCCCUUUCCUCCGAUCCAACAGACCUACAAGCAUUAACACCAGGUCACUUUUUGGUUGGCGACUCGUUAUUGGCAUCAGCGGAAGCAGAUUUAACGGAAGUGGCGACAACAAGGUUGUCUCAGUACCAGAGGUUGGAGCAAAUGAGGCAACAUUUUUGGAAACGGUGGGCUGCCGAAUAUCGCAAUAAUUUGCAACAACGUUAUAAAUGGGCUACCAUCUCCGAUCAACCCAAAUUGGGAGCCCUAGUACUCCUGAAAGAAGACGACGCGCCACCACUCCAGUGGCCAUUGGGUCGCAUUGAAGAACUUCAUCCUGGGAAAGAUGGUUUAACCCGGGUGGUGACUGUGCGAACAGUGCGCGGUGCAUUUAAAAGGCCUGUUACAAAAAUAUGUGUGAUUCCUAUCGAAGGUGGAGUGCGUGAGUGA